AGAAAAAAAGUUGUGUUAUUUUUACAAUGAUUCCUUGGACUUGGACAUUUGUUACCGUUAUUUGUAUUUUGCGUUCUGCACAAGCUUGGGUUGAUCAGCCAGAUGAAGUCAUAACUGUGGCACUUGGCAACACUGUGACUCUUCGGUGUUAUUCUGAUAAAGACGACAUUUUUUGGUAUAAGCAAAUUGCAGGGCAACAACCUCAUGUCAUGUCAGCAUUUUAUAAAUUGCAAGAACCCAAAUUUUACAGGGAAUUCAAAAAUGAUCGAUUCCAGGGCAAGAGAUUGAGCAGUUCCUCUAAUCUGACAAUAUCAAGCAUCAUUCAGUCAGAUGAAGCAGUGUACUAUUGUGGAUCAAAGGCGUCGUACAUCGAGUUUGGAAAUGGAACACAUCUGAUCAUUAAAGUAGGUCAACAAGAUUCAACAUCAAAGAUCUCAAAAUCUGAUCAGCUAAAUGACUCCAUAGAGUGUCAACAAAAAUUCUUUGAAAACAGUACAAAACAAGUGAAAAAUGAAGACAUUUCUGAAGAUAGGCUCUGGCCAGCAGUGCUUGGCUUGGCAUAUGCUUUAGGACUUUGUGGAGUUGCAAUCUUUGCUCUUGUGGGUUUUAUUUUUAACAGAGUGCACGGUUCUGGACAAGACAAGCAAGUGAGAAGGCAGUCAAGUGCUCAGGACACUGAUGAUGAGAAUUUGACAUAUGCAGCCUUGCGAUUCAGUAAGAAAAAAAUUAAAUCUGGAGAACAGAGAGAAAAAUCUCAGCAGAGUGUGAACGUAAUUUAUGAUUCUUUAAAUGUUUAG
Molecule: messenger RNA, 797 nt
Organism: Labeo rohita (rohu)
Lineage: Eukaryota; Metazoa; Chordata; Actinopteri; Cypriniformes; Cyprinidae
Gene: nitr14b
Product: novel immune-type receptor 14b
Exons: 6
Coding region: 27-797 (256 amino acids)
Biological process (GO): response to bacterium
Source: RefSeq, a predicted model, not a curated record